AUGAAUGAAUUUGAUCCAGCUCAUCCGUACAAUGAUGAUAAUGACGAAGACGAUUUGUUCGUGAGUAUGAUGUACCAGUAUUACACAGACAGCCUACUACAGCCAGAUCCAUCUCCACUACUCACGCGGCGUGCGGCGUUAAAUAGAGAUCGUGAGGAAGGGCAUCGACGGCUAGUUAACGAUUACUUUGCGGAAAAUUGUGUCUACAAGCCAAGCGAUUUCAAAAGAAGAUUUCGUUUGCGAAAAAAUGUCUUCGAAAGGAUAGCCAACGCUAUGGAAGUAAGAUAUGAAUUUUUUCAAAUGAGAUAUGAUGCUAGAGGCAAACGAGGCUUCAUAGGGUUGCAAAAAUGUGUUGCUGCAAUCAAACUUAUGGCAAUGGGGGAGUCACCCGAUUCUGUUGACGAUUAUAUGAGAAUGUCUGAGAGGACCGCACGAGAAAGUUUGUAUUUAUUGGCAAUAGGUGUUGUCGAAACCUUCGGUGACCAAUACUUGCGCAAACCUUCGUUGCAUGAUAUGCAACAACUAUAUGCGGCGCAUGAAGAAAGACAUGUUUUUCCGGGUAUGCUUGGGAGCAUUGACUGCACACACUGGAAAUGGAGAAAUUGCCCGGUGGCGUGGAAAGACCAGUAUUCGAGCGGUCAUCAUGGAGCGCCUUCGUUGGUAUUAGAGGCCGUUGCUUCACAAGAUUUAUGGAUUUGGCAUGCUUUUUUCGGGGUUGCGGGUUCUAACAACGACGUCAACGUUCUCGAUCAAUCACCAAUAUUUGACGACCUUUUGUCAGGAAAAGCCCCGGAUGCUCCUUUCACAGUGAAUGGAAAUGAAUAUAAGUUUGGGUAUUAUCUUACAGACGGAAUAUAUCCACAAUAUUCCACGUUUGUGAAGGCGUUUCGACACCCAAUAGAUCCAAGAGACAAAUAUUUCAAGAGACGACAAGAAGGAGCACGUAAGGACGUUGAACGUGCUUUUGGGGUUUUGAAAUCAAAAUGGCACAUAGUUGAACAUGCAGCGAGACCUUAUGAGUUAGAUACUCUACGAUAUAUCAUGUAUGCAUGUAUCAUAAUGCAUAACAUGGUUGUCGAAGAUAAAUGA
Lactuca sativa (garden lettuce) is the source of this 1089-nucleotide messenger RNA. RefSeq lists its product as uncharacterized. NCBI's taxonomy places the organism in Eukaryota, Viridiplantae, Streptophyta, Magnoliopsida, Asterales, Asteraceae. The record is from RefSeq and is a predicted model, not a curated record.